CAGUUCCCUUCUCCCAGCCCACGUUUGGAGGAUUCAAGUGCUCUCACAUGUGUAUCCUUGCAUGAAAUGUAUAUGCAUGGUGUGAUGUGUUGAAGAAUGCCAGGAAUAACCUAAUAUAAGGAUGUACAGAAUCAAAAUGCUGGCCAGUGUGCAAUAUGCCUGGAAGAAAUGCAGAAUGAGGUGCUUGAAACCCUGAGAGGCUCUGAGGAUCUGUCCAUGGCAAAACAAAAUGAAAACCACAGGCCUGCUGGGCCCAAACCUGAGUUCUGCAGGACUGGUGCAGAGAUGAACAAGCAUCCCAUGAAAAGUAUCCUGCUGAAGAGCCAGGGGCCUUUUGGCCCAACAUAUGCCACAGUCACAACGAAUGGAUCAGGAUCCCCACUGGAGAGCCCAGGUCUCUAUCUUCACAGGAUUCAAAUCUUUUUCCAAGAACAGCAGAAAAUGAUUGAGUGCCAGCAGAGACCUGUGUCAUUCAAAGACGUGGUCGUGGGCUUCACUCAAGAGGAGUGGCACAGGCUGAAUCCUGCUCAGAGGGCACUGUACCGGGAUGUGAUGCUGGAGACCUAUAGCAACCUUGUUUCAGUAGGUUAUGAAGGCACUAAACCAUAUGUGAUCCUCAAGCUGGAGCAGGAAGAAGCACCAUGGAUUUGUGAGGCAGCGUGCUCAGGCUGCCACUGUCAAAAAAACAUUUGUCAAGUUAAUGUCCAGAGGAAAAGACAGCAAGACAUGAUUUUGAAACAAGGGGCAUUCAUCACCAAGAAAACAUUGCCCAAGGAAAGAAGCCAUGAAGACAGUAAGUUUGGGAAAAUAUCACCUCUGAGCACUAAUCUUUUUCCUUUAGUUCAAGACCCCAAUAACUGGGACGCCUAUGGAAAAAGUGUGAACCAUAAUUUAGACUCCAUUGGUUUUAAGGGAAACUAUUCCAGAAAAGAGGAGUGCUGUGGAUGUGGGAAAUUGUUACAGCAUACAAACCAUGAUAGAAAACCUAAUGGAGAAAAACUCUGGGAAUGCAGUCAUUGUGAAAGAGCUUUCAGCCACAACCCAGCACUUAUGUAUAAACCAGCAGUAACCAAUUCUCUUGUGUACAAGCGUAAAAGAGUUCCACCUACAGAGAAACCCCAUGUCUGUAGUGAGUGUGGGAAAGCCUUCUGCUACAAGUCUGAAUUCAUUAGGCAUCAGAGAAGUCACACUGGGGAGAAGCCAUAUGGAUGCACUGACUGUGGGAAAGCCUUUUCCCAUAAGUCAACCCUUAUUAAACACCAGCGAAUUCACACUGGGGUAAGACCCUUUGAAUGUUUUUUUUGUGGGAAAGCCUUCACUCAGAAGUCACACCGCAGAGAACAUCAAAGAACACAUACUGGAGAAAGACCCUUUGUGUGCAGUGAAUGUGGGAAGUCAUUUGGUGAGAAGUCAUACCUUAAUGUACAUCGAAAAAUACACACAGGAGAAAGACCAUAUCGUUGUAGAGAAUGUGGAAAAUCCUUCAGCCAAAAAUCAUGCCUCAAUAAGCAUUGGAGAACUCAUACAGGAGAAAAACCCUAUGGAUGCAGUGAAUGUGGGAAAGCUUUCUACCAGAAGCCAAAUCUCAGUAGACAUCAGAAAAUUCAUGCCAGAAAGAAUGCCUAUAGGAAUUAAAAUCUGAUAAUUGUGGGAAAGCCUUAAGCAAGGUAUCCUAUUUUAUUGUAUGUGGAGGCAUUCAUUUUCAGAAGAAGUCUCAUUGAUUUAAUGAAUUUGGACAAAAUGUUUUACCAUAAGGGAAGUCAUGUUCUAAUUAUGAUAGAAAUUUUAUACAAAGAUUACAGAAAACACUUUAUAAAAAAUAAACAUGGUCACUCUGGCUUAUGAAAGUUUAAAAAUAUGCUAAUGGAAUGACAACAGAAUGCAAAAUAUAUGUGGAAGGAAUUGGUAAAUUAUGGCAUAUUCCAUAGUGAGCCACAUAAUAAGCAUUAUUUAUAUUUUGGAAAUGUAAAUGUGAAUUUAAUGUAAUUUGUGAAUGUCAAGCACAUUUGUCACAUAGUAUGUAGAAUGCCAUUCACCAAACUUUUCCACUCUAAAUAUCACCAUUGUUUUUUAGUGUCUUAACAAUAUAAAAAAUAAGAACACUUGUUAAUGUUGAAA
Messenger RNA from Hyaena hyaena (striped hyena), 2118 nucleotides. It is a transcript of the gene ZNF793, whose product is annotated as zinc finger protein 793. Gene Ontology annotation, molecular function: RNA polymerase II cis-regulatory region sequence-specific DNA binding; DNA-binding transcription factor activity, RNA polymerase II-specific. Gene Ontology annotation, biological process: regulation of transcription by RNA polymerase II. The coding region runs from base 169 to 1635 and encodes 488 amino acids. Lineage: Eukaryota; Metazoa; Chordata; Mammalia; Carnivora; Hyaenidae. The record is from RefSeq and is a predicted model, not a curated record. The transcript has 6 exons.